Molecule: messenger RNA, 1977 nt
Organism: Neurospora crassa OR74A
Lineage: Eukaryota; Fungi; Ascomycota; Sordariomycetes; Sordariales; Sordariaceae
Product: agmatinase
Exons: 4
Coding region: 227-1528 (433 amino acids)
Molecular function (GO): metal ion binding; agmatinase activity
Source: RefSeq, a predicted model, not a curated record
UGCCAUCGGAGAGAGAGAUGAGGGAGGUACCGUCAGGUUCCAUUGAAUCGAGACACCUGAUUAAAUAAUUCCAGCUACCGUUCAACUUCUAUCCUUUCCGUCUUUUUUCAUGACUCUUUCCAACAAGCAGCGUCGUCUUUCGCAUAUCGCUUGAAUUGAAAACUCUCUCUCAUUUUUUUUUUCUUUGGUGUCCCAACCAAGGGGGAGGGAAAUCAUCAUCAUCAUCAUGAGAAUACUAACCUCACUCUCCUCCUCGGCCGCUAUUCUACUAGUAGCUUUCGGGAGCCACCAACUGGUCCAAGCAUGCCAGCACCACCAUGGCCAUGGCGGUGACGGUGACGGUCAUGAUAACAAACAAUGGACGAUAACACCCGAAGAACUAGCCGAACUGAAAGAGUUGGAGAGAAAAUGGGGGACGGAUUGGUCAUUCUCCGGCAUAACCACCUUUGCCCAUCUCAAACACGUCAAGUGCCUGACUACGCCCAGCGAGAAGUUUGAUAUUGCCAUUGUUGGCGCGCCGUUUGACACGGCUACUUCUUAUCGGCCUGGCGCCCGCUUCGGUCCCCGCGCCAUCCGCCAGGCAUCAAGCAGACAAACCUCCUUCCGCGGCUUCAAUCCCCGCGCAAGUAUUAACCCGUACGCGAGCUGGGCGACCAUCAUAGACUGUGGUGACAUCCCUAUCACGCCAUUUGACAAUGCUGUGGCGCUGGAGCAGAUGUCGGAGGCUUUUGUUGAGCUGGGGUCGAGAAGUGCUGCCCUGGGUGAGACGGAGAAGGGGAAGGGGAAGGGGAAGAGGAAGCCAAAGUUGAUUACUCUCGGUGGUGAUCACAGCUUGGCGCUGCCGGCGUUGAGAGCGUUGAGGAAGGUAUAUGGGAGGGAGGUGAGGGUUGUGCAUUUUGAUGCCCACCUCGACACCUGGCACCCAGCCAAGUACCCCUCCGCCUGGCCCUCGACCCAAUCGCACUUCAACCACGGCUCCAUGUUCUGGCUCGCCGGGCAAGAAGGUCUUUUGUCCAACAGUUCUCCCGCCUCCAACAUCCACGCCGGCCUCCGCACCCGCCUCUCCGGCACUGACCCCUCUGAUUUUGUCGAUGACGCCUCGCAAAACUGGCUGCGCAUAUCAGCGGACGAUAUCGACGACCUCGGCGGUCCCGCAGGCGUCAUAGCUGCCAUCAUGGACCAAUUUGACUUGAACGACCCCGAUCCAGACCCGGUGUACCUGUCCAUCGACAUUGACGUGCUUGAUCCGGCUUUCGCUCCAGGCACGGGCACGCCGGAGCCGGGAGGGUGGACGACCAGGGAGUUGAUAAGGAUUUUAAGAGGGCUGGUGGAUGUGCUGAAUGUGGUGGGUGCGGAUGUGGUGGAGGUUAGUCCGGCGUAUCAAGGGAGAGGGGAGGAAACGGCAUUGGCGGCUGCGCAGGUUGUCUAUGAAGUGCUGACGGGGAUGGUUAAGAGGGGGUUGAAGAACGGUUUUAGUGAGGAAAAGGUGAAGGGUGGUGGUGUUGACAAGGCUCAUGAUGAACUUUGAUCCUUGGCCGUUUACCUGGUAGACUAGUUCUCGUGGAUGUUGUAGCCCUUGCAAGCUACCUCUACCGAGGCCGAUGGAAGCUCGUAUAUCGGGAAGCUGUUGGAGUCACACCCGGACCCUCCUGACAAGCCAGGCAUGCAUUCUCCCAAGGAACGUGAGAGUGGAAUUAGAACCGUAUCGAUGUAGCUGACUCACGGAGCACGAGCGGUCAGACCUCCGUCUGAUAACGGAAAUGUGUCUGGACCUUGGUGCUCUGACACGGGACGAAUCAUGAACACCAGAUGUUUCAACUGGUGCCAUCGAGAGUCAAGACUUAGAUGUAAUGUCAUUGAGUGAGGGCAGUCAUGUUUGGGCGUCUUGGUGAGUCUUCAGUUCCAUAUGCCGAGGGAUUCAAGAGGAAUGAGCUGUUAUCGCGAAUGAUGUUGUUGAAUAUUGUUGUUAGAGGUUCG